Larimichthys crocea (large yellow croaker) is the source of this 1711-nucleotide messenger RNA. It is a transcript of the gene ndr2, whose product is annotated as nodal-related 2. The transcript has 3 exons. The record is from RefSeq and is a predicted model, not a curated record. NCBI's taxonomy places the organism in Eukaryota, Metazoa, Chordata, Actinopteri, Sciaenidae. Gene Ontology annotation, cellular component: extracellular region. Gene Ontology annotation, molecular function: growth factor activity; cytokine activity. Bases 183 to 1391 code for a protein of 402 amino acids.
UUGCGCUCCUUGUAAACACGCAUCCUCAUUACCAACUGAAUGGAUGAUGAGCUGUCAGGCAUGUCAAUUUCCUUUAAUGUUCUCAGCUACUUGUUAAACAUGAAAGGGGGUGGGUGAGAGUAGCCUAUAUAAGACACCCCUAAUCUCCUACAAGAGGAAUUUGUCAUUAACCGGCCGAAAACAUGCGCUCAUUGGGACUUGUUGCUUUUGCGCUGCACACAUCUCUGCUGGUGCUGCUGGCUCAGGGGAUUCAGAGAAAGAAAGAUGGAGUUGAGGAUAUGGAUAUGAGGUCUGGAUAUGAGCGUUUUUCCGUCAUGGAUCGAUCCACCGGGUACCACCUGCCAACCUACAUGAUGCACCUCUACAGGAAUUUCAAGUCCAACUUUUCCAGGCCGAUGGAUAUUAUGGAGCAGGACGCAGCAAAGCAAGCAGACACGGUGAAGAGUGUGGUGGCUAAAAGUUUGACGCACAGACAGAGGCGCUGGGUUGCGACCUUUGACCUCCAUGCGUUGCUGGCUGACAAACAGAUCCAAGCAGCAGAGCUGAGAAUCAGACUUCCUGGGACAGCGAGUGCUUCCAACAUCACCGUGGAGGUCUAUCACCAGCACAGCCAGGCGUGCCAUACACAUGCAGGCUGCCAGGAACAGCAGCUGGUGGGCCUGCUCACUGAAUCAUCACUGGUCACUUCAUCGCAGAGCUGGAAAGUGUUCAACAUGACAAGUCCUCUCUUGAGCUGGCUCGGGCAAAAAUCGACAGCGAGAAAUCGACACAAAACAGUGUCAAGAAGACGGAAAGCGGUAAAGACAAAGAGGGGCCUGUUGCUUCCUGAUCAGCCUGUCUAUGUGGCGAGAAGAGAGCAGGAUGUGAGUGACCGGGCCUUGUUGGUCAUCUUCUCACACACUGGCUCUGAUGAAAACUCAAAGGCCAAGGCGAGCUUACUACAUACAGCUGAACAAUCCAAGUUCUUGUCCCCUGCUGAAAUCAAAAAGGCCCGAUGGCCAAAGAGGCGCAGGAGCAAACGGGGCCAGAGAGAACAAACAAUGAGAAGCCCACAGGCGUCCAAAAGAGGGAGUGAAAAAUCUCUCUGUCGCAGAGUCGACCUGCAUGUAGACUUUAAUCAAAUAGGCUGGGGGUCCUGGAUCAUCUUUCCUAAAAGAUAUAACGCUUACCGCUGUGAGGGUUCCUGCCCCGGACCCCUGGGAGAAGACCUAAAUCCAACAAAUCAUGCUUACAUGCAGAGUUUACUGAAACAUUAUCACCCUGACAGAGUGGCAUCGCCCUGCUGUGCCCCGACCAAGAUGAGCCCAUUAAGCAUGCUGUAUUACGAGAAUGGAGAAAUGCUCCUUCGGCAUCAUGAAGACAUGAUUGUGGAUGAAUGUGGCUGCCAGUGACGGCUACAACGACCUCCAACCAUGACCAUUGUUGCUGAGCGGUGAAGACACUGUGGAGAAGAAGAUACCAAUGUCUGAAAAUAACCAAAACACUUAGCUAGAAGGAAGAAAGCUCUUUGAUAUUUGCCACGUGCACUGUAAGAUUGUAGCCAGUCUAUGUGCAGAGAUUUGAAUUUGUGAUGUGAUGUGCUGAAAUACAAACUCAACAACAGCAUCCAGCCUUCCAGCUGUGUGCAUGUUGUCACAAUCUAAUGUAUAGCUUUAUUCCCCUCAUCGAUUUCAUCAAUGUAAACAUGAAAUGGCAACGUUGUUGAAUAUUC